AUGAUAGAAACAAUUAAUAAUAAUAAUAAUAAUAAUAAUAAUAGUAAUAAUAAUAAUAAUAAUAAUAAUAAUAGUAAUAAUAUUGAUAACUUAACAAAGGGUGAUACCAAAAUUUUAAAUAAUAAAAAAAAAAAUAGCGACAAAGAUAAAGAUAAAAAUAAAUUAACUAAGCCUGCACCACCACCACCAUACAAACUAUUAAUAUUAAAAGAUAAUGAUUUUAUAAAUAUAUUUAGUUCAUUACCAAAGGAUGUAGUAAUUCAACUGUUAAAGUCAAUUAAAAAUAUAUACAACCUAACAGUCGAUCAACAUGUCGAUAAAGUACCAAAAAAGAAACUACUUCACAUUAUUAAAGAGUGUAUAUCGUUUUCUGCAAUUGACGAAUUUAUCAUUUCAUUUCAAGAUGAUUCAAUUGACUCUUUUACAUUGUUCCAAAAAGUUUUAAAAUUAUUAAACAACACAACACUAUUAAAUCAUCCAUAUUUAAUAAACUAUAGUAAUAAUGUAUAUAACAGUGAUAUCAACAAUAACAACAGUAGUAACAAUAAUAAUGAAGAGGAAGACAACGAAGAUAGCGAAAGUGAAUCAUCAACAACCAAAAUAAAUUUAAACAAUUUUUACAAUAGCAAAAAUGUUGACCUAGAUGAACUACACAAAAGAGUAGAAUCUUCAAAUCAAAAAAUAUCUUUUUUUAAUCAUUUAUCAUCAUUAAUAAAGUAUAAAGGCCUAAAUGAUUUUUUCGAAAAGUCAGAUUUAAGUAUUAUUAAAGAUUAUUUAAAAUGUUUAUCAAUGACCAAUAAUCAACUCAAUCAAUUAUAUAAUGACAAUAUUAACAAUAGUAAUAAUGUAAAUAACGAAAGCAAUAUUAAUUUAAAAAAUGAAAUAAUUAAAGAAAUCAAAGAAGAAUUACUUUUAAGAGGUACUGAAUCAUUCCUAAAUAAUUUAACAUCAACAAAUGUCAAAACAAUUGCAGAUAGUUUUAAAUUAAAUAAAAAUGGUAAAAAAGAAUUAAUUAUUGAAGAAAUUAUGUCAUUUAUAUUCCAAGGUGACCCAAGAAAAAAAAAGAAAAAGCUAUCAGGUAAUAGUAGAAAAACUGCCUCAACUAUUUCCCCAUUAAAAAGAAAACAUAACGAAAUCGACGGUGACGAUAAUACAAGUGGUGACGAUAACGAAAUGUACAGUGUAAAUUACGAAGAAGAUGCUGACAACGAAUAUGAAUAUGGUUCAAAUUAUGAUUCUGUUUAUAGCGAUGUUGAAGGUGAGGAUUAUGAAUAUGGCCAAGAAGAAGAAGAGUACGAAGAAUAUGAAGAUGUUGACGAAGAAGAAGAGGAUGAAGAAGAAAUUGAAGAGGGUGAUGAAGAGGUAGAGGAACCAGUUAAAAAAGAAGAACCAAAAGUCUAUAUUAGAACUCGUAGAAAUAUUAAGACAACUGAGAGUGAAAGUGAACAAACAUUACCCACCAAUAAUACACCAAAAAGACAAACAAGAUCAGCUAGAUCAAAUUCAACAACAUCCAUUUCAUCAACAUCAAGCUCCCUAUCAACCACUAUCAAAACCAGAUCAUCAAAUGUAUCAGAAUUAAUAACGACACCCCAAAGACCUGUUCGUUCCACUAGGGGCCAAAGCAGAUAUACUCGAAAUAUGAAAACUGAAGAAGAGGAAAUUGAAGAAGACUACAAUAUUAAAAGAGAGGAAGAAGAUGAUGAACAUGAAGCAGAGGAGGAGGAUGAAGAGGAAGAUGAGGAGGAGGAUGAAGGUGAAGAAGGCGAAGAAGGUGAACAUGAUGAGGAAGAGGAUGGUGUCGAAGGUGAAAAAGGUGAAGAAGGAGAACAUGAAGAGGAUGGUGAAUCUCAAAAAGAUAAACUUUCGUAUAUUGUUAAAGGCAUUACAAAACAAGAGCUUACAGGCUUCUUCCAAUGUGACGAAUUAAAACAAUUUUGUAGAGAAAGAGGUCUCAAAACAUCAGGUAAUAAAAGAGAUAUGGUUAAAAGAAUUUUUGCUUAUUUAGAUAGAGAUAUAAAUAGCUCCGAAAUAAAUAUAGACCAAAAAAAGAGAAAGAAAAAGAAAAAGAAAAGAAGAUAUUAA
Molecule: messenger RNA, 2085 nt
Organism: Dictyostelium purpureum
Lineage: Eukaryota; Evosea; Eumycetozoa; Dictyosteliales; Dictyosteliaceae
Exons: 2
Coding region: 1-2085 (694 amino acids)
Source: RefSeq, a predicted model, not a curated record